Coregonus sp. 'balchen' is the source of this 790-nucleotide messenger RNA. NCBI's taxonomy places the organism in Eukaryota, Metazoa, Chordata, Actinopteri, Salmoniformes, Salmonidae. The record is from the annotation of a GenBank genome assembly.
AUGAAAGAUAUCCAGGUAAAUGCCACUCGCAUCGAGAUCUCUCCGAUCUAGUCUCCUCUACCUCGCUCUCUCUCUCUCUCUCUCUCUCUCUCUCUCUCUCUCUCUCUCCCUCUCUUCUCAUCACUUUCCCUCCAUCUCUCUCUCCACCAGCCUGAGGAGCUGACCAAUGUGUUGGAGAUCAGUAACAUAGUGUUCACCAGUCUGUUUGCAUUGGAGAUGUUACUCAAGAUGCUGGUCUAUGGACCAUUUGGUUACAUCAAAAACCCCUACAACAUCUUCGACGGAAUCAUAGUGGUCAUCAGGUAAGCAAGGCAAAUUGACAAAUUAAUGUAUAACUUAUGGCACACUGCCAGUCUUAAUAUUGGUAGGGCCUCACUCUUCAGAUCAGGGCCCGUAUCCACAAAGCCUCUCAGAGUAGGAAUGCGGAUCUAGAAUCAGGCCCCCACCUGUCCAUAUCACGGCAUUCAUUAUGAUCUAAAAGGUGAAACUGAUCCUAGAUCACCACUCCUACUCUGAGAUGCUUUGAGGACACGGGCCCACGUUUGUCUUACCAAUAAAUGGUUGAUCCUAUAACCGACGGCGUCCUAUCUCUCUCCCCAGUGUGUGGGAGAUCGUGGGCCAGCAGGGCGGUGGUCUGUCUGUGUUGCGAACCUUCAGACUGAUGCGUGUGUUGAAGCUGGUGCGCUUCAUGCCUGCUCUGCAGAGACAGCUGGUGGUGCUGAUGAAGACCAUGGACAACGUGGCCACCUUCUGUAUGCUACUCAUGUUGUUCAUCUUCAUCUUCAGGUAG